Messenger RNA from Pistacia vera, 1089 nucleotides. Its product is annotated as ENHANCER OF AG-4 protein 2-like. The transcript has a single exon. The record is from RefSeq and is a predicted model, not a curated record. Lineage: Eukaryota; Viridiplantae; Streptophyta; Magnoliopsida; Sapindales; Anacardiaceae. The annotation marks the transcript as partial.
UUGGAGCCCUGCUCUAAUAGUCGAGGAGAAACUGACAGUGAGGAUAUAAAGCCUUCAAUUUCAUGUAAUCCAGCAGAUGACAUUUCAUCUCCGGUUAUGUCAUCUGAGAAAAAGAUGAAAAUAUCUAAUGGGCCGCAAUCAAAAGAUGAAUUAUCCACAUCUGCUUCAGAUAGUGUUUCUAAUGUAAAGGAGGAAAUUUCUGGUGAUAAAAAAGAAGAUAUUGACCGGGUUAAGCACCCUGUUAAGGGACAGAAGGUAUUUGCAAAUGGUCACAAGUUCAAGAAAAUGGCUUCUGGGUCAAAGAAGAGAUGUGAGGUUGUAGUUGAAGGACAAAGAGGUAGCUCUGCUGUAACAUCACUGAAGGAUGAUUGUUCUGGUAUUAGUGUUGAUCUCCCUCAUUCUGGUGAGCAAUUUAAAGACACAAUAAAAAUGAAAAUUGCAUCUGAUAGUAGCAUGAUGGAAUAUUCUUCUGUUGCUUUGAAGUCAGAUAUGGAUGUUGGUGGUGGAAAAAUAACUAAAGAUGUGCUUAAAUCAAAAAGAAGCUUGAAAGUAUCAGAUGAUGACACUGUUGCUAAUUCCAAGGAUGAGGCUUGUGGAAAUAAAAAAUGUGCCCAACCUGGGACAGCUGGGAAGGUUAAGUUGGGAACAAAUGACAUUUUACAUCCUGCCAAAAAGUCUAAGGCUGUAGAUUUGAAAGAUGAUGCUGUCAAGGCAUCUCUUUCUAAGAGCGUGAAGAGUGGUUUUUCAAGUUAUAAUGCUGAUGACAACAAAGCAUUUAAAAAUUCUGACUUAAAACGGUCCUCAUCCCAUGUGAAGACUGAAAUGGUUUUGGCUUUGCAAGCUCAAACAUGUAAAAGUAAAGUUGAAUCUGAUGUUUCUGGUGAUGAAGCUGUGCUGCCUUUAACAAAGCGCCGUAGGCGGGCUUUGGAGGCUAUGUCUGAUUCUGCUACUCUCAAUUCUGAUGAUAAAAUGGGGAAAAAUUCUCAUGAAAUGAAGAAUGAUGUGUCAUGUUUUAACAAUGUUAAACCUCCGGUGCCACAGUCACUCAAAAGACGGAGAGCUGUUUGCCUGUUUGAUGAGGAUGAUGAU